CGAUCAGAGUGGCUGGAAUUUCACCAUUAUACCAACUACUUGAGACUUGUCAAAAACUAGUGAAGCGGGUUCUAGAGAUCAUCUGUUGGAUUAAUCCUACAUCUAAUGUUCCUUAUUUGAGGCUCAAUGUUUUUAGUCUAUUCAGUAACAUCUCCCAAAUAUCAGAUUUUCAUCAUGGAUAAUGAAUCAAUUAAAGAAUAGUGUUAAAGAGCUUCUGUAGCAGACAACCUUAGUGUACUGUACCAAAAGUGGUGAUGUAAAAAGGGAGAUACAACUCCAUCCUUUAGAUAUGAAAAAUUGAAAUAUCCAUUGAUGACCAAUGAAAGCCUUAAUUGAGAAGAUGAAUGCAUCUAAGCUGACCACAGAUUCCAUUAUAACCUGAUGUUUUCCACCUACUUUGCCAGGUUGUGGCAACCAUAAAUAGCUUCCAAACUAACCAUGCACCAAGACGAACUGCGGAGAGGGCAAUGGCUUGAAGAGGAAGAUGAGAGUCUGGUUAUGAUUAUAGCCAUGUUAGGAGAACGUCGUUGGGAUGCGUUAGCAAAGGCUUCAGGGCUGAGGAGGAGUGGGAAAAGCUGCAGAUUGCGAUGGUUGAACUAUCUCCGUCCCAAUCUAAAGCACGGUCAUAUUACUGCAGGUGAAGAACAUCUGAUAAUCCAACUUCAGAAACAGUUUGGAAACAAGUGGUCAAAGAUAGCUGAACAAUUGCCAGGAAGAACUGAUAACGAAAUCAAGAACUACUGGAAAAGUCAUUUAAGAAAGAAAGCACUAACAUACAAACAAGAAUCCUUUGGCAGUAACACAAGUAAUUCAGAACAACAAUCAUCAACUUUGAAAAGUGACACAGUCCCUUCUUCUCAUAGUGAUGACUCCUUUUCUGGAAAAGGAGAUUGUUCCUCUGCUGAUUCUUUGGCAUACUCUUCAAAUGACACAACAUUAUUGGAUUGGAUUCCAAGUUGGUCAUAUGAACAAAGCAGAAUGGAGCAUCAUAUGUACUUUUGCAGCUCAAACCUAUGUUUUUGUUAUCCUCCAUAGACCUCCCAAGCUUCUAGCUUCGGGUUUGGCCGAUCCUACUAGCUUUAGUCCAAAGUUCAAACCUUGUAUUUGUAUAAAAUAAAUUCACUAAAUAUGUACAAAACUUAAAUUCAGAAUUCUGAUGCUAACACUUGACGUCGCUAUCCUAUAAUUCAGAACUCAUAGAGUUUAAAUCCUGA
Nicotiana tabacum (common tobacco) is the source of this 1214-nucleotide messenger RNA. The record is from RefSeq and is a predicted model, not a curated record. NCBI's taxonomy places the organism in Eukaryota, Viridiplantae, Streptophyta, Magnoliopsida, Solanales, Solanaceae.